Laccaria bicolor S238N-H82 is the source of this 1167-nucleotide messenger RNA. RefSeq lists its product as uncharacterized. NCBI's taxonomy places the organism in Eukaryota, Fungi, Basidiomycota, Agaricomycetes, Agaricales, Hydnangiaceae. The transcript has 8 exons. Bases 1 to 1167 code for a protein of 388 amino acids. The record is from RefSeq and is a predicted model, not a curated record.
AUGCCCAUCCCCUCCUCUCCCGUCCACUCCCGCAACUCAUCCACUGUGUCUAGUGUUGGAAGUGUGCGUUCAGCAUCCGACCAUGACAGCGGAAUAUCCACCUCAUCGUCGCUUGAUACGCCCCGCACAAGUAUAAGUGGGAGCAACCCCAAAGCCGUACUUGAGCCACCUCUACUUGGUCAGGCUGACUCGUUGAAGCUGGCGUAUGAAGAUUUCGCCCCAUUCAUCGAGACGGAAGAACUUUCUGCAUUGGGUUACCGUGAAAUUUGGUAUAGAGUUGCUGUGAAUCAAGUGGCAGCCUAUACGCUACCCCUUGUUCUCUACGACAUCCUCCCAGAGAAUUCCAUUAAUCAACUCAUCCUCGCUCAUCACAGACAAGUCACGGCCGAGGGUCAACUUCGCGACCUCAGGCGGCCCAAGCAAGAUGAGCUGCUAGCGAAGCAAUAUCUUGUGCUUGAUAGGAUGCUGGAGCGCGCACAAACUGAGGCGAAAAUUCUCGAGCCCCUUCAUGCAAUGCGCUGGCAAGGAGAUAACAGCGCCAGUGCAAAAUCUCGGUCGUCAUGGAUGGAGAGCCCUGAGUCGGCAUCGCGAUCGGAGGGUUACAAUUAUUACUCGGAAAAUAUUUUGGGACGCCGCCUCGAUACAAUCCUAGUUCAUGUAUUACUAUGCCUCACCACGAAGUUCCCGCCUUUGCUGGCAGUCAGAAGUCCGCAGACUCAGCGUCCUUCCCAAAAAGUCCUUCGCUUCCUUGUGCCACACGUGGCCUCAAAUACAAAAGCUCUUAACUUAUUUGCUAAUGCGAUUGACGAGGUCUCUUUAUGGCGUGUAUUUGUCGGAAAAUCACAGCAGGUUGGGCUGCUGGAAGAUCCUGGGUCCCUCGUCCAAAUAGGAUUUUCUGCUGGUGUUCGCAGCACACCGAAAUUCGACCGGGUUCGCAAUAUCACCAACCGAAAAUUGCCCACUCACAUCAUUGAUGGCAUGGAUCACCAAUCUAGCUCGGUGUUUGCUCUUUUUUUGGAAUCUUUGCCGCAAUUGUCUUACAGAGGAAGCGAUGACAAGUUUGUCUUCAAGCUGAAAGGGCCCCUCCUGCUGGCGUUUGCGGACAAAAUUACUCACGCUCCACUCAUUUCGAGCACCAACCCCAUAAAUAUGCAAUAUCAUGGAUAG